AUGGACAACUUGGCAGCACAUGGUCUUGCUGGCUUUGUUGAAAGCUUUUCUCUCCAUGAGGAACCACUUAUUUCAGACUUCAAAAUCAGGUGUCCUGCUCUUUUCAAAACAGAAGAGAUUUGUGCAGAAUUUGAGAGAAUUACAACAAUUCCAUUGGCAUCAAUGUUCUUUUCCAAGCUGGAUGGAUACUCCGGAAAGCUGAUGAAGAUCUUUGCAAACAGAGGAGGAGUAAUUGGACAACAAAUGAAACACUUCUUGGUGCCCACUACACAGACUGAUGACAUCGAAGUGAAGAGAGAGUGUAUAAUCAAAGCUCUUUGUGCCUACCUAAAUGAAGAACCUACCAGACUGUUUCAGGAGUGUUUUGAUACAGACAAUGCCACUGCACGGGAGGCGAUCCAGGAGACUGUGAUGGGGAUUUAUGUCACACGGCUUGAAGGUGCAGAAAUGGAAGAUAGCCUAGGAGAUGUUGGAGUGGUGUUGGAGGGGCAUAAGGUUCUUCAAAACCUAUGCAGUGUCCCAUAUGCAGCAGCCAUGUUAAUGGGACUAAUAUAUGGACUAAAUCUAAGCUACCCUUCUGAAUUGAGGUACACUUUCGAAGCACUUCAAAAGUUGAUCUUGUAGCUUGAUGGCAAUAAGUUGUCAAACAAAGUGCAAACACUAAAGAGCAAGCUCUUCUGUGUUUAAGAACUGUUCCUUGGAUGCCAAAAUGUUAAUGUUGUGUGCAGGUCACUUGUUUAUGUACAUGUUUAAAAUUGUUACACUUUCAAGCUGCCUAUUUGGUGCUUAGUUCAUCUGUUAAUUUCCAUAAAAGAUUUCUAGUUCAUUUUAGCAGUGAUAUGGCAUUUAAUAAUUGUUAGACAUCGUUACACACACUACCAUCUGGACAUUUUGGUUGCAUGUUGGAUUUCUUUUUUUUUACUUCUUGUAAAUGUAUUUUAUUUAAUUGUAGUUAUCUUGUUAGCUGAGUUAUUUUUUUUUGCAAAGUUAUUUUAGAUAAUCUUAUAUUUUGCAUAAGAAUUUUGCACAUGUUUAAAGACUAUUUAAUAUAUUGACUGAGCAGGCUGUUUAAAACACUGUUUAUUGCAAGUUUGGCAAAUACAGUUUUAUAAAUUGUUACAUAUCUUUGUGGGUUU
Molecule: messenger RNA, 1136 nt
Organism: Tachysurus vachellii
Lineage: Eukaryota; Metazoa; Chordata; Actinopteri; Siluriformes; Bagridae
Exons: 5
Coding region: 1-624 (207 amino acids)
Source: RefSeq, a predicted model, not a curated record